AUGUCAGUGGACAACGUUGAAGGAUCCAGAUCAAAAGGAAAAUGGACGGAAGCAAUCUCAGUGGACGAUAUUCCUAAAAAAAUCAUACCACACAAAAGACAAAGAUAUGAGCAAGUUUUUCCUGAAGACAUUGAGCACGAAAUCCUGCGGAGGUUGCCCGCCAGAUCUCUUAUCAAGUUCACUGGGGUGUGCAAGUCAUGGAGGUGUCUAAUCCGAAGCCGUAAAUUCAUUCACGCCCACCUAUACCGUUCAAUCAUCCAACCAAACGGCCAGAACGACGGUGGUCAGCUCCUCAUACAUUGUUCGGCCAAGAGGGAUGGCACUCCGAAUUCAACUAGUGAGUAUUUCAACCUUACGAAACUAUUAUUUGUAGCUUAUGUUGAAGUUAAUAGACCUAGUACUAGCACUGCUACUCUCCCCCAACCCCAAGGUGAUAAUAAAACGAUGGAUUCAGAUGUAAAACGUCGGUGUUGUGAGUUGGUCGGAAUUUGCAACGGGCUGGUGUGCCUCCUUAUUGACAAAACCAGAAUAUUACUUUGGAACCCUUGGAUUAGAAAGUUUGUGAUUUUACCUCCGCCCAGUGUUACCUUAAAAAGUAACAAGGACUCUUAA
Messenger RNA from Pyrus x bretschneideri (Chinese white pear), 612 nucleotides. Its product is annotated as putative F-box protein At2g02030. Bases 1 to 612 code for a protein of 203 amino acids. Gene Ontology annotation, molecular function: protein binding. The record is from RefSeq and is a predicted model, not a curated record. Lineage: Eukaryota; Viridiplantae; Streptophyta; Magnoliopsida; Rosales; Rosaceae. The transcript has a single exon.